Fragaria vesca subsp. vesca is the source of this 1198-nucleotide messenger RNA. RefSeq names its product two-pore potassium channel 1-like. Gene Ontology annotation, molecular function: potassium ion leak channel activity. Gene Ontology annotation, biological process: stabilization of membrane potential; potassium ion transmembrane transport. Lineage: Eukaryota; Viridiplantae; Streptophyta; Magnoliopsida; Rosales; Rosaceae. The record is from RefSeq and is a predicted model, not a curated record. The coding region runs from base 37 to 1071 and encodes 344 amino acids. Gene Ontology annotation, cellular component: plant-type vacuole membrane. The transcript is spliced from 3 exons.
UUUAGAAAAAGGUCUGUAAUUUGCUGGAUCUUCAUUAUGGCUAGCAAUGGUAUGAGACCGCCAUUGCCUAGACCAUAUGCAAGAAAUGGUCCACAGUGUAGAAAAUAUCGUCGUACCAGAAGUGCCCCUCUUGCUAAUUACGGAGCCCUAGAGCCAAAAUGCAUGGCCUCAUCAGACUCAUCAGUUCAAGAACGUUCAAAAUCUGUUAUGCAUUUGAGUUUUGUUAAAGUAGCUAUAUUCUUGACUGCCUACUUAGGAUUGGGAACUCUUUGCUUCUCCCUCGCCGGGCACCAGCUCAAGGGGGAGAAGACAAAUGUAGUUCUUGAUGCUGUUUAUUUCUGUGUUGUGACCAUGACCACUCUCGGAUAUGGAGACAUAGUGCCCAACAGCACUCUAGCGAAACUGCUGGCUUGCGCUUUUGUCUUCACAGGAAUGGCUCUCGUCGCAUUGAUCUUGAGCAAAGCUGCAGACUAUUUGGUAGAGAGGCAAGAACUAUUGCUUAUCAAAGCCUUGCAUAGGCAUCAAAAGUUUGGUGAGGUCGUUAAUGAAGUCGAGACUAAGAGUGUGAGGUACAAAUGUGUUACGGUCUUUAUCAUUCUUUUGGUUCUUAUGGCUUGUGGCACGAUCUUCCUUGCUACAGUUGAGAAAUUGGACAUUGUGGAUGCAUUUUAUUGUGUUUGUUGCACCAUCACAAGCCUUGGGUAUGGAGAUAAGAGUUUCUCGACUGAAGGCGGGCGGGUUUUUGCAGUGUUCUGGAUACUGUCAAGUACUACCUGUUUAGCUCAGUUUUUCCUCUACGUUGCUGAGUUGAACACCCAACAUAGACAAAAGGCUUUGGUUAACUUGAUUCUUACUCGUGAAAUAACCAAAGUUGAUUUGGAGGCAGCUGAUCUUGAUGAUGAUGGAGUUGUUGGGGCUUCUGAGUUUGUCAUAUACAAACUCAAAGAGAUGGGAAAGAUUAACCAAGAAGAUGUCAGACUUGUAAUGAAGGAGUUUGAAGCUCUUGAUGUCGACCGGGAUGGAUCCUUGUCGAUUUCAGAUGUAACGCUUGCUGAAUCAUCUACUCCCUGAUCCAAAGUUCAUAGAUUUAUAGAUACAGACAUUGCUUCUUUGCUUAACCAGUACGUUACGUUUAUGAUUGCAUGAUGGUAUGAAUUUACACAGGAGGCCAUACCAAAAGCCCUUCAAUAUCUCUUCC